Messenger RNA from Lizanozyma spartinae, 630 nucleotides. It is a transcript of the gene MAD2, whose product is annotated as spindle checkpoint protein. The transcript has a single exon. Gene Ontology annotation, biological process: mitotic spindle assembly checkpoint signaling. Lineage: Eukaryota; Fungi; Ascomycota; Pichiomycetes; Serinales; Debaryomycetaceae. The coding region runs from base 1 to 630 and encodes 209 amino acids. Gene Ontology annotation, cellular component: nucleoplasm; cytoplasm; kinetochore. The record is from RefSeq and is a predicted model, not a curated record.
AUGACUGACGUGUCGAAACUUGCUCUCAAAGGGUCCUCUAAAACAGUGGCAGACUAUUUCGAGUUUGCCAUACAUUCCAUCUUAUUCCAAAGAAACAUAUACCCUCCAGAAGACUUCAUCACCGUUAGGAAAUACGGCCUACCAUUACUUGUGAGUAACGAAAGCGACGUGGUUGAGUAUGUGGGACAGAUCAUGAGUCAAGUUAAGAAAUGGAUUUACGGCAAGAAGUUGUGCAAGCUAGCCGUUGUUAUUGUGUCUAAAGACACUGGAGAUCGUGCUGAAAGAUGGGACUUUGAUUUGAGCAUCAUCAAUGAGGAAAACGGCGAAGGUGAAGCUGAACGCGAUUCAAGUGAAGUGAAGUCUCGUGAUCAGGUACAGAAAGAGAUUCAAAGAAUAUUAAGACAAAUAACAUCCUGUGUUUCAUAUUUACCGAUAUUGAACGAUGAUAAUUACUCGUUCAAUGUGCUUUGCUAUACCGAUGCUAACUCUGGAGUGCCGAAUCAAUGGAUAGACACCAAUGGAGACACAAAGGCUCUAGAAGGAGAUAAUGUUGAGAACGUAGAGUUUGCUUCCUUCUCAACCAACAUUCACAAGGUAGGUACCUUUGUUACGUAUAAAGUACAGGAUUGA